Messenger RNA from Nicotiana attenuata, 386 nucleotides. RefSeq lists its product as uncharacterized. The annotation marks the transcript as partial. The transcript has a single exon. Lineage: Eukaryota; Viridiplantae; Streptophyta; Magnoliopsida; Solanales; Solanaceae. The record is from RefSeq and is a predicted model, not a curated record.
UUACAAGUUCUGGUUUGACUCCUAGACUUGGUUCAUUUAGUCCUGGUUAUCUAAUGCAUAUAAUCGACAACAUCCCAACUAAUUCUCCAUCUUUGACUCUUCGUUGUCAAUCUAAAAAUGACGAUCUAGGAUAUUAUACACUCAAUGUCAUUGGUCAAGAGUUCAGAUUUAAGUUUCAAGAACAAUUUGGUGGUGGUACAUUAUUCUUUUGCCAUUUUUACUGGAAUGGUAAAGACAAAGCAUUUGAUGUUUUCAAUGAUUUUAUAUCUGACCAAUGUGGAUCCCUUGGUGCUUUAGUGUCUGAAUAUUUUUGGAAAGUGCAAGAGGAUGGUUUCUAUUUUGGACCUCAUCAAGAUGCUACAUUUGAGAAGAAAUAUUCGUGGUAA